AUGGACAAGCCGGAGCUGUACAGCCGCUGCGCCGCCCCCACCUUCGCGGCCGUCAACAUACGUCAUCUGGAGGAACUCUGGCCCACGCUGACUUGGCCGGACCAGCCUCUGCCCGUGCUGGAGGUGGGCUGCGGGCCUGGAGACAUCACAGCCAAGUUUCUGGCGCCCCGGCUCCCUGGCGGCACGAAGAUUGUGUCCUGCGACGUAAGUCCGGAGAUGCUACGCUACGCGGAGGAGCACAACGGAAGGCCAGGGGUCAUCACAUACGAGAGUUUCGACGCUGCAGAGAAGGACUUGGAGGGCACGGCAGUGUGGAAGCAUGGGCCUUACAGCAAAGCCUUCGCUCUGCUGCUUCUUCACUGGGUGCCCGACAACAGGUGUGCCAUCCAGAACAUCUACAGGCUGUUGGCAGAGGGUGGUGAAGCCGUCUUCACUGUAGUGCCGUACGUCUCCGUGUUCGCCGCGUAUGAAGAAAUGGCAGAGGAACCCCGCUGGAAGAUCUACAUGGAGGACGUGCGGAAGUUCGUGUCGCCGUACCAGCACUCUCCAGACCCUGCAGCGGAUCUGAGGCAGCUGCUGGAGGCGGCGGGCUUCCAGGUGCUGCACUGCUGGGCUGGAGAAGUAGAAGUGGUGUUCAGGUCCGAGCAGGAGCUCAAAGAAUUCCUCGUCUCGGUGAACCCAUUCCUGAAUCGAUUACCGCUGGGAGAGAGAGACGAUUUCAUUGAUGAUAUACUGCAGAGGAUGUAUAAAUUGAACGGGAUAAUAAAAGAAGUAGAUAGCAACUCUGGAGAGAGCAAAAUAAUCUACUUCUUCACUUCAAUGAAGGCGCUGGCCAAAAAACUGUAG
Molecule: messenger RNA, 846 nt
Organism: Schistocerca americana (American grasshopper)
Lineage: Eukaryota; Metazoa; Arthropoda; Insecta; Orthoptera; Acrididae
Product: juvenile hormone acid O-methyltransferase-like
Exons: 5
Coding region: 1-846 (281 amino acids)
Source: RefSeq, a predicted model, not a curated record